Molecule: messenger RNA, 2967 nt
Organism: Mesocricetus auratus (golden hamster)
Lineage: Eukaryota; Metazoa; Chordata; Mammalia; Rodentia; Cricetidae
Gene: Atp1b2
Product: ATPase Na+/K+ transporting subunit beta 2
Exons: 7
Coding region: 598-1470 (290 amino acids)
Biological process (GO): intracellular sodium ion homeostasis; potassium ion import across plasma membrane; intracellular potassium ion homeostasis
Cellular component (GO): sodium:potassium-exchanging ATPase complex
Molecular function (GO): ATPase activator activity
Source: RefSeq, a predicted model, not a curated record
GCGCUCCCCGCACUGCUGAGAAGCGGAGCCUCCUUUUGCGGGUCCCACGUUUUGCUUGUUUCCCCGAACUACCGGUCCCCGCCCCAGCUCCCACUGGCUGGGCCAAUUGUGGUGUGGCUGUCGCCGUUUGUCGGAGGAGCCUUAAUCGGCCACCUGCCGCGUUCCACAGCCUUUUUGCAUCUCGGAUUUCGGGGCGGUUCCCUCCCCCAUCUUUCCCUGUUUCUUUGCACCCCGCUUUUUCUGCGUUUCGUUCGGGUUUUGUAGCCGUCUGGUUUGCACCCCUUUUUGUUUUGCUUCUAGGAGGUGUGUGGGGUGAAGGUGCCUUGGCAUCCCUUCCCCUGGUUAUCUUUCCCUGUUUUGACAGCCCCCCUUUCUAUCACAGUCGGGGGGGCCUAGCCUCGGCGCACCUCCGCUGCGCUGCCAUCAGACCACAGCGAGUGGCUGUGCACCCCGGAAUUUGCAGCAGCUGCAUAUCCGAGUGGAGUCUCCCUCGCCUCGCUCCUUGCGCGUUUCGGUGCGUGGAGGGCUUCAGCGCGCGACGCCCCCGCUUCUCCGCAGCCCCCCGCAGCUUGCCGGGACUCGCCCCGUGCCGCCAAGAUGGUCAUCCAGAAAGAGAAGAAGAGCUGCGGGCAGGUGGUUGAGGAGUGGAAGGAGUUCGUGUGGAACCCGCGGACGCACCAGUUCAUGGGGCGCACCGGGACCAGCUGGGCCUUCAUCCUCCUCUUCUACCUCGUCUUCUAUGGCUUCCUCACGGCCAUGUUCACCCUCACCAUGUGGGUGAUGCUGCAGACUGUCUCCGACCAUACUCCCAAGUACCAGGAUCGACUGGCCACACCAGGCUUGAUGAUUCGCCCCAAGACUGAGAACCUUGAUGUCAUUGUCAACAUCAGUGACACUGAAAGCUGGGAUCAGCAUGUUCAGAAGCUCAACAAGUUCUUAGAGCCUUACAACGAUUCCAUCCAAGCCCAAAAGAACGAUGUCUGCCGCCCUGGUCGAUACUAUGAGCAACCAGACAAUGGGGUUCUCAACUAUCCAAAACGGGCCUGCCAAUUCAACCGGACACAGCUGGGCAAUUGCUCUGGCAUUGGGGACCCUACCCACUACGGUUACAGCACUGGGCAGCCCUGUGUCUUCAUCAAAAUGAACCGGGUCAUCAACUUUUAUGCAGGGGCGAAUCAGAGUAUGAACGUUACCUGUGUUGGGAAGAGAGAUGAAGAUGCUGAGAAUCUUGGCCACUUCGUCAUGUUUCCUGCCAAUGGCAACAUUGACCUCAUGUACUUUCCCUACUAUGGCAAAAAGUUCCACGUGAACUAUACACAGCCCUUGGUGGCGGUGAAGUUCCUGAAUGUGACCCCCAACGUGGAGGUUAAUGUAGAAUGCCGCAUUAACGCUGCCAAUAUCGCCACAGAUGAUGAGCGAGACAAGUUUGCUGGCCGUGUCGCCUUCAAACUUCGAAUCAACAAAACCUGAGGCUCCCCCUCCCCCACUUUCCCUUGGAUGCUUCUGGAAUGUCCUUGACCCUGCCUGACCCCUCCCUCACCCCCAAAGGUAUUUUUUAUAACAGAGCUAUGACUUGUCUGAGCCUCACACCCCUUUUCUCAACUUCUCAACCUAGCCUGAUGUCCACACAAUUUCCAACAUCUCCCAACCUUAGCUUAGCCAGAGACAGAGAGAUGGGCUGCCAAGAGGGCCACAGAGGCGUUAGGGGUUUUCUAGUCAGUAGCGGAGCUGUUACUCAGUGCCCAGCAUGCACAAGGGCCUCAGCACUGUUGGAGUCUUUCUGUUUGAGUUGUUUAUGAGAUGUCUUUACAGCUCUUGCUUCCAUUUCUACUCCCAUCCCCUGAGAUCUGUAGAAAACGGCCCUGAACCCAGCCACCUAUACACUCACCCCCUCUCCACAUACCCUCACCUUUGCUCCCCAGAGGUGAAGGUUGUCCUCCCACCUUUACAACGCUCCAGCCACGUUUCUGCUCCCUCACACUCCUGCAUUGUAGCCAGUAUCUUGGUGGCUUUGACUUCUGGCUCUCCCGGGAGGCCUCUCCUUCCCCCAUUCUUAUCCCCUUGGAAAAGCCCAUUUGUAACUGACUACAACUUGGUUCUGUGGCCUUUUCCUUCCUUCCUGGUACAUCCCCCUUCUCCUCCAAUUAUGAGUCCAUGUUCUGGGAAAGGAGGACUGUAUGGGAAGUCUUUAAUUCUUCUAGAAAAUUCUCUAGUAGGCCUAGACUUUAAUUUCUUCCUAGUCCCCCCUGUCAUCCAAACAGCUCCUACACAGUCGGGCUUGACCUGGGCUGAAUAUUGAAUAUCCACUUUGUUUUUUAACUGUUGAUUCCCCCCCCCCCGCCUUCCCAGAAUAUCUUUCAAGUUCUACUUCCCAGGGAGCUCUGGGGGAGGGGCUGCUAGCUUGGCUCUCUCCCCAGUGGCCACCUUGGAAACGUCAGCUGGCUGGGGGGGACUCCCUGAGCCCAGAUCUGCCCACCCCCAUGCUCUCUGGCUGCUUCUUUCAAGUUACUAACUGGUCACUAACUUCUCUUUCUGCAUGCCAGCCUGAAAGUUUCAGAUACCCCCUCCGGCUCAGCUCCAAAUUUCUUGUUUCCAUUUCUUUCAGACUCUUUUGCCUUUAAAAAACAAACAAACAAACAACCCCUGUAAUGCCCCUAGAAUAUUAAAUAAGAGUCUCCUGAGUUUUCCUCAGCUGUGGAGGCGGUUUCCUCUGGCUUCUCUGCUUGUCUUUAUCCUUCCUAACCUACCCCUUCUUCGUUAACACUGAGGCCCCCACACCCCACACUCAAAUGGAUCCUCCCACUGGAUCUGUGUCCUCUCCAUUGAGUUCCUGGGUUUCCUGCUCCUUCAUCUUCCCAGUGGUCUCCCCUGCAGUUAUUUAAUGCCUGUGUCAGAUCUACUGUAAAAAGAGGAUAAAGUACAAUAAAAUGAGAGUGAUUAUAUAUAUAAAUAUAUAUCAUACACAGA